AUGUCUGCAGCACCCAAGACCAUCCAGGAGGGCACCUACAAGAUCUGCUUCGACGAAGGCUGCCUUACUGCUCUGGGCCGUGACCAGCCUCUUCUCAUCAUGGGUAUCGGUCAGCACGAACAUCAGACUUGGGAGGUCAAGAAACACGGUCAGAACCAAAUUCUCGAUAUCAACGCUCCCGUCUUUGCCGGCGAGCACCCUUGUCCAUUCAAGGUCAUCUCCGUAGAGCGUAGCAAUCACUAUGUCCUGGUCGCCGUCGACGAAUCGGAUCACGAGUUCAUCAUGGCUCAGUCCUCAGCCGUCGUGUAUCCUCCUAGAGUUGCUAUGGCCCCUCGCAACGUGCCCUUCAUCUGGCGCUUCGAGCGAGCCUGA
Molecule: messenger RNA, 372 nt
Organism: Ustilago hordei
Lineage: Eukaryota; Fungi; Basidiomycota; Ustilaginomycetes; Ustilaginales; Ustilaginaceae
Exons: 4
Coding region: 1-372 (123 amino acids)
Source: RefSeq, a predicted model, not a curated record